Sebastes umbrosus (honeycomb rockfish) is the source of this 2259-nucleotide messenger RNA. It is a transcript of the gene spata6l, whose product is annotated as spermatogenesis associated 6-like. The record is from RefSeq and is a predicted model, not a curated record. Gene Ontology annotation, biological process: spermatogenesis. Gene Ontology annotation, molecular function: myosin light chain binding. The coding region runs from base 360 to 1541 and encodes 393 amino acids. NCBI's taxonomy places the organism in Eukaryota, Metazoa, Chordata, Actinopteri, Perciformes, Sebastidae. The transcript has 14 exons.
GUAUUAUUUUUACACAUUUCUUUUUACAUCUCUUUAUACAUUUCUGCCUCAUUAUGCAAAUGAGGGGUGAAAUGCAAAGAGAAAAUCAUACAUAAAUAAAUAAACAGCCUGCUUUCUUUGGUGGAAACAGAUGAAACAUACCUGACAGAUUAUGUCAUGGUAAAAAAAAAACUACAAACUACAAAAACAACACUUUACGGUAAGAUGAUUUACGCCCUGGUUGCUCUGGCAACUAAACCCGGAAGUUGUAGUAUCCAUAGUAACGAGGUAAGGUGACGCUAAACCGGAGAGGAGUAUAUUCAGUUUGAAGCUGUAUUUAUAGUCCGUCUCAUCAUUAUUUGAUAGAAAAGAAGAGUUAAAUGUCAAGAAAAGCGCUGAAAGUGUUGGUUGAGUUAAAGUUCAGAGCGGUUUCUUGUCCUGGAGUCCAUCUGCAAGCCAAGGAUGAUAUCUACCUCAGCAUGUGCAUCAUGGGCCGGUACUGUCGGUCUGAAUGUCUGCCUGCCGUCUUCCCUCUGCUCUUUCAUGAGAAGAUGACCUUUGAGAAGAUCUUCAGACAUGCAGUUGACCCUGGAGACAUUGCUGUAAUGCUUGAGUAUGAGACGGUCACGAUUGAACUGGUGCAGCUGAUUCCUCCAGUAACGGACACUCUGGCCUGCUUUGAAGAAGAUGCUCGGAGUUUCUUAUUCCCAGAGCCCAAACUGGUUCCCUCCUCCUCUGGAGUGGACCGAGAGGUUCUGAUGACCCGAGCACCUUACUUUCCAGGUAUCGCUCCAAGGUUGGAGUUUUGCACCAAAACAACCAUCAUUGAGUGUUCAGCUGAUGCAGAGAUCAACAUUUACCCCAAUGUACCCAUGAGGCCAGUGAUGAAUAGGAACAGGAAACACUCCAGCAGACCCAGGAGCUCCUCUCCUCAGAGGAAACCACCUCAGACCCUUGGAAGGAGACGAGAUGGCAGGGCAUACGGAGAAAGACACAGCAGCGCCAGGUCACCGUCGUCGUACGCUCCUAGAGCCCAGUCUCUGUCCCCUGUAAGAGUUAGGAACACCCAGCGCCUGGCCCGGCUCAGCCUGGCCUCUGCAGCUCACAGGGACGCAGCCAGCACCUCCCAGCCUAUGCUGGCCUCGUGGCCUGGAGCCAGUGGACCUGCCUCGCCCCACCGCUCUGCAGUGUUUACCCGCUCCUCCUCACCUUUGACCAGGUCUUCAUCAACAGUGAGAUAUUCUCCAACUGGCAGAAGAAAAUCCUUAUUCAACGGUUUGGUUGGAGGGAUAUCAGAAGACGACUCCAGCUCCUCAGAGACACAUGACCACGUUGACAACCACCAAGAUCCUGACCCGUCAGGGCUGUGGCGGUCCUAUAGGGAACAGGCCAGGCACAGCAGGUCUCAGUCCAGCUCUCACAGAGAAUGGGAAGAGGUCCAGGAGCGUGUUCGGGGACUCCUUACGACACCAAAAGCUGUACGCCGACUUACCUAUGGGGCCACACACUCCGAGGUAGACGAGGUUUUAGCCAGGAGGUCCAUCUCUCCAGGUCCACCGUGAUGAUCGCAACAUGGGAAAGAGACCACUACCUUGCCAAUUAGAUGUCAAGACUCUCCUGAUGUGUGUGUACAGAAAGGUAUUUCACUGUAGUGGUUUAAUAAAUGUUCACAAUCACUGUAUUAAUGACAAAAUAAUGUGUUUCAUGUUAAAAUAAACCUUUUAGAAUUGACUUACUUAGCUUAUAUCUCAGUUUGAACACAGCCAGGAAGCAGUAGUACGUCCCUAUCCCGUUGAUCUAUCAGGCUGACAUUGUGGAGUCCUCAGGUAAAUCCCCAGAAGGUUAUUAAAAGCAAACUGUGUCUAUGGCGAUCUACUGCUGUAUAUCAGAGGAAUAGCUGCUCACUAUGACUGUGAGGCAUUUAAGCACCGGCUCUAUCAGGAACAUUGUGAUCUAUUACAGAAUGGUUGCUGAAACAGAACUCUAUUUUGGUGUACUAAGAAGUCAAACUAUAGGCCUCAGUGGCAGAACAGGACAGGACAAAAGACAAAAGUCUUUAAAUAGUUCUGUAAAUAACACAGUUUGGAACGAGCAGGUGCUGCUGUCUCCAGAGACUGUAGCUUAUAUGGGCCCUGGUCAGUCCGCUUUAGCCACGGUCACAAUGCCCCUUUUGAGUUAUUCACCAGACACUUUACUGUGAUUCAGCCAUUUACAUAGUACAUAAUUCUCUACCACAAUGUCAAAAGGCAGAAGUGUUUAUACCUGUUUCAUGUGAGAUGC